AUUCACGCGCAGUGGUUCAUCAGUGGGUGGGUGCCGCUGCACGCUGUGGCUUUUUCACAUUCUUACGCUCUGUUUAUUCCUCAGAAGAAAGCAGCGCGAGCGGAGCGCCACGCCGAACGCUGCAACGUUCUGAUUUCGAAUUUUUAAAUAUUUUGAAUCGCCCUGAGCCAGGAUAGAUAUGCAGAACGCUUGAAUUUGAAAUAAAACACCAGAGCUGUUUGGCGGCAGAAUUGCUCACCAGUUGGAUACAAUUUCGCGUGCAAAAACUGACAUCUUAUUGAGUGCAAGCAAAUGAUUUUGAUUUCAGGAACUGUGAACGGUAGAUGAAAGCGCCGACGUCGCGGCUGCUCUUUGAUCUGAAAGGAGGCGCUAAAAGAAGGAAGGAAGGAAGAAAGAAAGAUUGAUUGAUUGAUUGAUUGAUUUGGUGGGAAACUAAGCAACUUUUUAAUCGCGUCUACACAUAUUCGAACCCUCCUGAUUGAUGGAGAAUCACAAGCCAGGGAUUUACGGAAUCAGAGCUUUCAAAUUGUGACGCUUCGCGCUUUUAUAGCACAUCUGUCAAUCCACGCGGCAUCUUUUUAGUUUACAGUUCUUGCGCGGAACGGGCCGAGCCGAGCCGAUUUGACUUAUUCUUUGAAGUUUGACGCGCGCACGGUUCGAUCAUGGGCUGCACGGUGAGCGCAGAAGACAAGGCGGCCGCCGAAAGAUCAAAGAUGAUCGACAAAAACCUCCGGGAGGAUGGAGAGAAGGCUGCGAGGGAGGUGAAACUGCUCCUGCUCGGUGCGGGUGAAUCAGGGAAGAGCACCAUUGUGAAACAGAUGAAAAUCAUCCAUGAAGACGGCUACUCAGAAGACGAGUGCAAGCAGUACAGAGCCGUGGUCUACAGCAACACCAUCCAGUCAAUAAUGGCCAUUAUUAAAGCCAUGAGCAACCUUAAGAUCGACUACGGAGAGACCGCCCGAGUGGACGAUGCACGGCAGCUGUUUGCUCUGUCUGCAGCAGCGGAGGAGCAGGGCAUCUUAACUGAUGAUCUGGCCAAUGUGAUCCGCAGACUGUGGGCCGACAGCGGGGUUCAGGGAUGUUUCACCCGAUCCAGAGAAUAUCAGCUCAACGACUCUGCUGCCUAUUAUCUGAAUGAUCUGGACAGGAUAGGACGGGCAGACUACAUCCCCACCCAGCAGGACGUCCUGAGGACCCGAGUGAAGACCACUGGAAUCGUGGAGACUCAUUUCACUUUUAAAGAUCUGCACUUCAAGAUGUUUGAUGUGGGAGGUCAGAGGUCAGAGAGGAAGAAAUGGAUCCAUUGCUUUGAGGGAGUAACAGCCAUCAUCUUCUGUGUGGCUCUGAGCGCUUAUGACCUGGUGCUGGCAGAAGAUGAGGAGAUGAACCGCAUGCAUGAAAGCAUGAAGCUGUUCGACUCCAUCUGUAACAACAAGUGGUUCACCGAGACCUCCAUCAUCCUCUUCCUCAACAAGAAGGAUCUGUUUGAGGAGAAGAUCACACGCAGCCCUCUCACCAUCUGCUUCCCGGAGUACUCAGGAGCCAAUAAAUAUGACGAGGCUGCUAGUUACAUCCAGACCAAGUUUGAGGACCUUAACAAGAAAAAAGACACAAAGGAAAUUUACACCCACUUUACCUGUGCGACUGACACUAAGAACGUGCAGUUUGUGUUCGACGCCGUCACUGACGUCAUCAUCAAAAACAACCUGAAGGACUGCGGCCUUUUUUAAUGAAGGUGGCCAAGAGAAUGAAGAGGAAGGUGUAAACUGUUUGAUGGAGCUGGUUCUACACGACAUGCUAGACUGCCUUCAACUACCUAUAAGAAUCGUAAUGUUUUUUUUAUGUGACAACCAGAAAAAGACUUGUGAACAAGGAAAAGAGAAACUUCACUGAAUUCCAAUAAUCACUGAAUUCCAGCACACCAUCCUUCUUUCCUGAACCUGAUUUUAAAUUGGUUCUCAAUGUGUAAAUAUUUAAUUUUGCAGUUAUUUUCUGCUAGAAAACAGGUGGAGAGUCAGGAUUAUAUUCUGAUAUUUGUUUCUAUUGAGCUUUGGUUUUGUUUCUGACAGGAUACCAAUGGGGUGGGUGAGGACUUCUUUUAUGGAUGUGCUAAUUUUGUUAAACUCGAUAGCAAAAUGCUUCUUUUGUAAAGUUAACGUGAGCACAGAAAGAAAACGAGACAUCUCUUUUGCAACACCACGCUGCAUCCCAGGCUCCAACUGUAUAUUGUUGCAUGACGGAUAACAUGAAAUUGCUCGCUCGCUCCAAUCCACGGCGUGACAUUCCCUCACGUGUGUCUCUCUCUCUCUCUCUCUCUCUCUCUCUACUAGCUUGACUUUGACACCGUCCAGAAUUAACUCACGUGUAAAAUAUUUAUAUCCGCCCUCACAUUUCUCCUUCCUGUUGCUGUACCAUCCCUUCUUUUGCGCGAUGUCUGUGCCUUGUUUUCACUGUCUGUAGAUCAUAGGGCUGUUUUUAUUCACGCUAUUAAAUGAGAAGUGUAAAGUGUUGAGCACAUUUAAAGAGCUAAAUAAAACUUAGACCACAGUCUUUGGGUUAAUAUCUAAGUACCAUAAAAGAUUUCAUUGGAAAUAAAAGUUGAUAUGUAAGAUAGA
Onychostoma macrolepis is the source of this 2615-nucleotide messenger RNA. RefSeq names its product guanine nucleotide binding protein (G protein), alpha inhibiting activity polypeptide 2b (gene gnai2b). The record is from RefSeq and is a predicted model, not a curated record. Gene Ontology annotation, biological process: gamma-aminobutyric acid signaling pathway; adenylate cyclase-modulating G protein-coupled receptor signaling pathway. The transcript has 9 exons. Bases 663 to 1730 code for a protein of 355 amino acids. Gene Ontology annotation, cellular component: heterotrimeric G-protein complex. NCBI's taxonomy places the organism in Eukaryota, Metazoa, Chordata, Actinopteri, Cypriniformes, Cyprinidae. Gene Ontology annotation, molecular function: GTP binding; GTPase activity; G-protein beta/gamma-subunit complex binding.